Phlebotomus papatasi is the source of this 15871-nucleotide messenger RNA. Its product is annotated as diacylglycerol kinase theta. NCBI's taxonomy places the organism in Eukaryota, Metazoa, Arthropoda, Insecta, Diptera, Psychodidae. Gene Ontology annotation, biological process: diacylglycerol metabolic process; intracellular signal transduction; lipid phosphorylation. The record is from RefSeq and is a predicted model, not a curated record. The transcript has 16 exons. Gene Ontology annotation, molecular function: nucleic acid binding; ATP-dependent diacylglycerol kinase activity. The coding region runs from base 4712 to 8386 and encodes 1224 amino acids.
AAUAGGGGAAAUCUGGGCUGAUUAAGACAGCUUGAUGUUACAGUUUGUCGUAAAAGAGAGUUUAAGCAAAUCCGCAAAAACUUAAUUUUCUCGAUAAUUUAUCCCUGGUGUCCCCUAUAAUUUUCCCCGUGAGAAAUGUAGGGGAGAGUGGCUUAGUUUCGCACAUAAUUAUGUUCCAUGACUUCUAUUUUUAAGGAAAAUUCUACGAUGAAAGAUUUACUUAUACAGCACCAAGACUCAGAAUUAAGUACAAAUCACGCUGUUCUUAAAAUCAAUUUUCUGUUCUUAAUUUUGAGAACAGUUUUUUUUUAUAUCAAGUAGAAAUUUUUAAGGUUAAAUUUAGUAGAUUCAGUCCAUUGCAACGUUCAGUGCUACCAUACGAAAUACGAAAAGACAAAUUCAGAGAAGAUAGGUAACUUCCGAACGCAUCAUUCUUCGAAUAUUGCAAUUUUCGGAUUCCUCAGAGAAAAAUCUUAAAUAUUAAACAUAAUUUCUUUUAACAUAACCUAACCUUAAUCCUACUUUUAAAUCUACUUUAAAGAAAAAAUGCGAUAUACGAAGGUUCGACUGUCUGGAAACUGACCAUUUUCUUUUAUUCAUUUACUAACUUGGGUGACUGCAACGUCCCUUUAAGACACCGGAUCUCUUGUAAGAACCUUCCUCAAUUCUAGUGACUCCCCGUUAUCUUGCUCUAGACACAGCUGCCGUAAAGUUCGUUCUACCCGAAGCUACUUGCAAGUUCCUUGAAGCUCUCGUACUAACUUUCCCCAGGCCUAGUGACUCUCCGUAAUUUCCCUCUAGACACAGCUGUCGUAAAGUCCGUUCUACGCGAAGCUUCUUGCAAGUUCCUUAGGCCUCUCGUACUAACCUUUCUCAGUACUAGUGACUGCGUUCUAUUCUACGCUUCUUACAAGUUUUCGUAACAAUCUCGCUUUUACGGGGAGGAGUUGUUAACCUUGUUAACCCUUCUUUAGAAAGAUUAGAUCCCUUGUUUGUUACCCCUUGAUUCUUAUUUUUUCAAUAGCUCUGUUACGUAUACGCUUUUUUGUAGAUGGAGUCUUUCUUUCCGCAUAAAGUUAAGGUAUGGUGGUUUGCUAUCAAACCUUAUUCUACUGUUAAAAAUUUUCAACGUACAAGAUGUUUUCGUAAAUUGUACAGUCUAUUCGACACAUGUCAGCCCAGUCGAGGGCCAAACCUACUUAUCUUAACCUCAUUUGAAGCGCCUAAUGCCCUGGACACACUUACAACUAAAGUCCAGAGACGACUAAGCUAGUUCAUAGCCAAGUUAGUUCCUGACACACUACAAACGAGGCUUAACAUUUUUUGGCACUCACAAAAUAUAACUUUCCUGGGUUUUUAUGUAGAUAUUUCUACUGAAAUGCACUAAUACUCCUCUGAAAAUGAAACUAUUUGUAAAUUCACGUCUCAGUACACGUCCAAUGAUUAUUAUUAAUUACAAUUAAUUGUGAAGUACUAGUGCGUUUCAGUAGAAAUAUCUGCAUAAAAACCCACGAAAGUUAUGUUUUGUGAGUGCCGGAAAAUGUUAAGCCUCGUUUGUAGUGUGUCAGGAACUGACUUGGCUAUGAACGAGCUUAGUCGUCUCUGGACUUUAGUCGUAAGUGUGUCCAGGACAUAACCUUCACCAUGCUUAUAUGCUGAAGACUGUUACAGGGUGCUCUUUUUGUUCAUGGCAAUUAACACCUGUAUUUCGGUGAGUGAGUAUCAGGCGCUGUGGUGGACAGUUGACUCUAAAGUAGUCGAAAUAAAGAUAGCACCUUCAGUUUAAAAGAAAGAAAGAAAACCAGAAUUCAUUGAGAGACAAAUACCACCAAAAACCAAAAAAGUGUUUUCAUCUUAGGGUGACUAACAUUUUCACUGGCAAUCAGACAUCCUUCUAAAUAGCACCUUCAGUUCUCUAUUUCUCAUAUGGAAGUUAUAAUAUUAUUUAAGUGAGUCCCAUCUGGGCUUACAAAGUCAGAAGUGGGAUCUCCACAUCCCCAAUAGAGCUUUUAAGAGAAAAGAGUGCAAAUAAAGAUCAAUAGAAUCAGAACAUUUUCCUAUUUGGCAUCAACCUAUACCCUAAAUGGUAAGAGAUAUCAACUUCUGGUCGUGACUCGCUUUUAUAUAAAUCAACAUCAGACAGUAUUAGACAGUGGGAUGUUAUAGCUUCUCUUAGAAGGAAUAUUAAAGAAGCCUCUAUUUAUUCCAAAAUUGCACUCCCCUUCCUAUUUAUUUUAGUAUUUGUCAGCACGAUGCAAACAUUUUAAGACAAAUUACAUGCAAUGAAAAAUUUCAUUUACUGGCUAAUCUGCCCCGGGCUUCUCUAUCUCUGGAAGUUUUCUUCAGUCCGCUUUACUGUCCCUUCUAACUAAAACCAUGUUUUCUAGUUUAUUUCUAGACCGUCUUUGAAGUUAAAAGCAGUCCAGGCGGAUUCUAUUUCCUAUAUUAUUUUUUUUUUAUUUUUUUAAAGUUAAACUGCUCUAGAGGGAUUAUUUCUCUACCGAUUUGGUCAAGAUUGAUUUUAUUUGAAAGGUCUUGAAAUUUCCAACUUAAAUAUAUCGAUUAAAAUCGGUAAUGAAUCAGUUCAGGAUCUAGGUUUCUUGAAUAUCAUUUUUUUUUAAUUUAUCAACAUUUUUUCCAGACCAGAGAGCAAUUUAAUUUUUAAAUAUUUAUUUAUAAUAUAAGAAAAGCUGCAAAAUUUCAUGAUAAACCUGAUAAACUGUCUUAAUAGUUUCGAAAUUGAAAAAAAAAAAAACAUAAAAAAUGUGCGAAAAAUCCCCACUCUUCUCUAUGCUCUUUUUAGUUUACUGCACGUUAGAUUGUAUUGUGUACUUGUUAGUUAUUCAAUUGUCUAUAUAAAUAUUGGCUAUUUGCUCAAAUACCGCUAUUUACAAUAUUGAUAUUUGGAAGAUUUGCGGAAAAUUCAGUGGGUUUUAGAGGGAAAUCUCACGUUAACUUAUAAGCACUCCUUAUCAACGAGAGGAAAAAAAUUGUGUGAGGAGUUUGUCUCAAAAUGAAGUCCUUAAGAGGAAUAAAACAUCUCAAUAGUUCUUAAGCAUAUAAUCAAUAAAUAGUUGAUGUAAUAAAGGAUAAUUAUAUUAUGUGUUGGGUUUUUAUUGUUGUCUAAAUUGCAGGUGUUUCAAGUUUUUGAAGAAAGGAGGAUACUUGAAUGAAUAGAGAGUGUGAAGAGGCGUGAAGAGGGUGAAUGAAGUGAAGAUAGAAGAUGAGCAAAUGUGAGCAAAAUGUAAAUGAUUCUGGGGAGGCGCCAUCCGUUGGGAUUGUGAGGAAAAAGUGUGACGUUGAGAACUCGCGCUUUUCCCAAAAUGAAAAUUUGCUCUGUCGGCCAAUCUUCGUCCAAAAAUGCGACCAAUUCCCUGCCUCCGGGACUCAGGAGGUUUCUCCUGGUGAAGGGCACACACUGUGUGUCUUGUAUAGUUGUCUCUGUCCAAUGCAUGAGGGAUGAAUGGGGAAGGGCCACCCAAUGGAGCGGGAUGGCUAGUGAUGAGAAUCUCUUUUUUUUGGGAAAUGGAGUGUCUCCCUGACACGCAUGUGUAUGCGUCUCGACGUUCAUGCGCACGGGCUCCAUCCGCCCAGAGCGACUACUCGGUUAGAGGCAUUCGGUGGAUGUUCGGGUGGGUUAGCUGGUGAAAAAGCAACAACAACGCUGACUGGCCAUCAUUAUUGGGAAAAGCGAAGAACGAAAAAUUUUCCACCAUACAAAUCGCGACAAUCGACGGUGUGUGUGCUUUCUUCUCCCGGAGCCCCAAGUUGGAGAACACCUAGUGUGUGUGCGAGGUGGAUAAGCUCUGGGGUUGAAUCUCUCUGCCCUCGCAGAAAGGUGGACACAAAAUAGAAAUCUUUUUUUUUCUCUUGAAGUGUUGCGCCCCCCAAAAAGUGUGUGAAGAAAGAAAGAAAAAAACGUCGCUCCUCUCGCAAAACGCACUUUUUUUUCGCAUCAUCCCCCCCUCGGAAAAGUGCUCCAUAUACAAAACGCUGCGGGUUUUUCUUCUGGUCUGUAAAAAUUUUCCCUGAAUUUUUGGGUUCGUUGGGGUUGAAAGAGAAAGAAGAAGAGAAAAAAAACCAAGUGGCCAGGAGUUUGCCAAAUGAGUUUUGGGGAAUUUUCCGCGGAGGGUGCGUGAAGAGAGAGAGAAAAAGCGAAAAAAGGUGUUUCCCGUGAAAAGUGAAAAUUCCCACACGGAGCUCAGAGUGAAGUGUGAGGUGGUUUUCAGGAUAAAACAAAAAAAAUUGAUGAAAUUGCAAAGUGUCCGGGAAUUGAGAUCUCCUUGAAAAGGCAGGAGCUUCGAGGGAAAAAAUACCCCCCAAAGAGAAAAAAGUCGAAAGGGUUGUUUUGCAGAGAGGCUGAAAAGCUCCCCACCCAAAAAAAAGAGAUAAGUAAAAGCUCACGCGAGGAAGAAAAGUAGAAGUAAGAAAAAAAGAAACGAGAAGUAAGGAAGCAAAAGAAAAGUCAUGGAUUAGACUGGAAGAAAGUCGAGAUAAAAGGUGGUCCAAGGAGAUUCAAAGCAGAGAGAGAGAGAGUGUGAGGGGAUUCUUGGGAAUAAGCGACGAUCUGGAGGUGUUGCCCCAAAAGAGCAUUUCAAAAGUGCGUGCGGGAAGAAAAUGGAUGAUGAUGCCGUGUCGAGUCCGCACUUGAUUGGAGUCGCGUGAGCCUCGAGGACCGGCAGAAUCGUGAACACACCAAAGAUACCACAAAAUGGCGGAUGGUGGACACUCAUUUGGGAAGAAGACAUUUCACAAGCCAACCUACUGUCAUCACUGUUCAGAUCUUCUCUGGGGGCUAAUUGGACAAGGCUACAUUUGCGAAGUGUGCAAUUUUAUUGUGCAUGAGAGAUGUGUGACAAACGUGGUGACGCCUUGUUCAGGAAUAGCCCCCAGCAUCAUCAAGAAUCCCGUCGCCCAUUGCUGGUCCGAGCCGACACAUCACAAGAGGAAAUUCUGCACGGUGUGUCGGAAGCGACUUGACGAAACUCCCGCCGUGCACUGCAUGAUCUGUGAGUACUUUGCUCAUGUGGAGUGUCAGGAUUUUGCUGUGGCUGAUUGCAAGGAGAACGCCACGUAUGUCCCUGGCAAGGAUUUAGCGUCUGUGAAGCAUCAGCAUCACUGGCGAGAGGGUAACUUGCCGCAGACAUCCAAGUGUUACCACUGCAAGAAGUCCUGCUUCUCUUCCGAGUGUCUCACAGGCUACCGAUGCGAAUGGUGCGGUGCAACGUGUCACGGUGGCUGUCGCAGUCAAGUGAAUCCCGAGUGCAAAUUCGGUGUCCUCGAGCCAAUCUAUUUACCGCCACAUGCUGUUUCUAUACCUCGUACUGAAGUGCCAAUGGAAGCUAUUAUUGGUGUCCAAGUUAAAUCAAGAAGUACACCACUGCAGAGAGAUUAUUCCUGUCCUGAGUUGAGAACAAUAGGCCUCUGUGAUGCCACGGACAGUGAAUUGUCGAUAAGGCAUCUCGAUAUAAAUGCCAAGGAUGCGAUAAAGCAAAUGUACCUCCUGCCCUCACCAUCAGCGUCGGCGGGAGGCUUCCAUGGGGAUCCCAAGAAUCGGAGUUGGCCAAAGAUUGGGGGUGGUGGCGACCCAAGAUCCGAUCAUCUUGGGGAUAAUCGUGAUAUUUUAGAUAUUGAUAACUGUGAGGAGCACAGUGACUUUACUAGCUGUAAUUUAGACGUAGUCCGGACAGACAAACGUGCACAUAGUGCUGAGAGUGUCAAGAUGGUUAAGAGUGCCAAAAAUCGCCAUCGGAUGGAUCGCCUGAAGGCGUCAGAUACGGUAACGCGGAGUAGAUCAUUUCAGGAGCAGGGUGUCCAGCCGCCAUUUCUCAAGAAUUCCCGCUUCUUCGUCAAUCGCCUUGGGCAGUCGAUUGAGACCAUCUCACACAGCACCGAACUGCCCAUCUAUCCAGACACCACCAUCCCCAUCAAGACGUCCCAGAGUUCGGAUAUUCGCAUUGAGAUUGGACACUAUGGCGAUGAGAGAUGUACAUCACCAAGCAUUCUGCCCUACCAGACUCAAGAUCAGGGCGUUAAGAGUGGACACAUUUUGGGGCGAAUUUUUCGGCGUAUGCGAAAAAUCUCCCUGGCGUGGAGAAAGUCAAGAUGUAAAAUUCACAGAGCGCGAAGCAUUUCUGAAGAAUUUAGCAGUGGAGACGCUACCCGAUUUCGCGAUGAGGAAUACACAUCGAAGCCUGAAGGUGCCUGUGCCUCAGGAAGUCAUCCAAGAGCAGAGUCGGCGCACAAGUCCGAUAAGGACAAGGAGAGGAGGGACAAGGAGAAGGAGGAUAAGGAUGAAGAAACUAUCAAAGUAUUUGAUGGAAAUUCCUCAGUGCGACGACGAAUAUUCCGAGCAAUUACAAUUUCACGAACAUGUACUUUAGAUCAAUUACUAACAACAGCACUUCGUGCAUUCCACAUUGCACGAAAUCCUAGUGAAUUCUACUUGACGGAUUUGUAUGCUCCUGGCGGGGAAGAAGUUCGUCUGCAGGAUCCCCAUCCAGUUCUAGUACUUACUCGAAUUGAGGGAAAACGACCAGCAAUUUUCCUGAGAUUUCGUGACAAUGAAAAUGACAAGGGCUUCGUGCGAGUAUAUCCGGGAAAAUUGCAAUUGGACGAUAUUGAGCAGAAUUUUGUGGCAGUACCCGUGGACAAUGAUACCACUGUGCGCGAUCUCAUUCGCGAUGCCCUCAAUCAGUUCACACUUGAGGGUCGCAAUGUGGAUGAGUAUCGAUGCCUGGAGGUAUUACUGGACAGGGGUGUCACCGAGAGGAUUUUGUGCAACAAUGAGAGACCAUGGGAGAUUAUGAAACAGCUGGGCAGGGACUCAAUUCGUCAGAUGGAACUCAUGAGGUUCUAUCUGCAGCACAAACAGGAUCCACAUGGUCCGAAUUUGGCACUAUUCGUCGGUAAUCUACCUCCAGGACUCUCCCAGAGAAAUUAUGAGCACAUGCUUAACAAUUAUGUACAUGAGGACAAAUUUACCAGCAUUGGUCCUAUUUACUAUGAAUAUGGAUCUGUUGUGAUAACGUAUGAAGACGCUUCGAAGGCGGUUCGUGCUUUUUAUACACUGCGUGAGGCAAUCUGCGAGGGGAAGAAUCUUCUAGUGCUUCUGUUGCCAAACAUCGAACCGAGCAUGGUGCGUCCGGACACGUGGCCACUGCUUGUUUUUGUCAACGUCAAAUCCGGCGGAUGUCAGGGUCUCGAAUUAAUUUCAAGCUUCCGCAAACUCUUGAAUCCCUAUCAAGUGUUUGAUCUCGACAAUGGUGGACCACUUCCAGGACUCUACGUCUUUCGGCACAUUAAGACCUACAAGAUUCUCGUGUGCGGUGGCGAUGGAACAAUCGGAUGGGUAUUGCAGUGUCUGGAUAAUGUUGGUCAAGAUUCCGAAUGUUCGAGUCCACCAUGUGCUAUUGUACCACUCGGAACUGGGAAUGACUUGGCGCGGGUCCUUCGAUGGGGACCGGGCUACACGGGCGGCGAAGAUCCCCUCAAUCUCCUACGCGAUGUAAUCGAAGCGGAAGAGAUUCGAUUAGAUCGUUGGACAGUGGUCUUCCAUCCGGAAGAUAAGCCCGAGGACGCCGCGCAAAAAGCGCCAUCAAAUUCAACGGGUAAGAAGAAGAAGAAGGUCCACACAGCACAGCCUUCUCAACAGAAUCAGCAACUUCAUCUUGCGGCCAUUGCAAAUCAAGGUGGAGGAGCUCAGAGUGAGGACAAUUCGCAGAUCUUUGUGAUGAACAACUAUUUUGGGAUUGGAAUUGAUGCGGAUCUCUGUUUGGACUUCCACAAUGCACGAGAGGAGAAUCCCAACAAGUUCAAUUCGCGCCUUCACAACAAAGGUGUCUACGUGAAGAUGGGCUUGAGAAAGAUGGUCGGUCGGAAAAUUGUCAAAGAGCUCCACAAGGAGAUUCGAUUGGAAGUUGAUGGGAAAGUGGUUGAAUUGCCGCAAGUCGAGGGGAUCAUCAUCUUGAACAUCUUAAGUUGGGGAUCAGGAGCCAAUCCAUGGGGUCCUGAGAAAGAAGAUCAGUUCAGUAAGCCAAAUCACUGGGACGGAAUGUUGGAGAUUGUUGGAGUUACAGGAGUUGUGCAUUUAGGCCAAAUUCAAUCUGGCCUUAGGUCUGCGAUUCGUAUAGCACAGGGUGGCCAUAUAAAAAUCCACAUGUACUCUGAGAUUCCAGUUCAAGUGGAUGGUGAACCCUGGGUUCAGAGUCCCGGUGAUGUGGUUGUCCUCAAGUCAGCACUCAAGGCGACCAUGUUGAAGAAGUGCAAGGGGAAGAUGAAGCGUCGCAACACGGAACCUACAAUGGCCCUGGGUCCUUCAACACCCGCCAUGUCUCUGGCUGUAGCACCACAGGAGAAUGACGAGAACAAUGAGACGGAUUUCUGAAUUUGGUACAACGAGCGACUUAUUUAACGUGCAUUCAAUGAUUGGCAGGAGAAAGCGUAUUGGAAGCUUCGGGAAGCUUUAGACCAGUUUUUAAGUUUUUGUUUUUUUUUUUGUAGACAUAAAAAAACAUGAUAAAUGGGGUUAUUUAACGACAAUCACACCCCGCACAAAACCCACCAAAAAAUACGCAGAAAAGAAGAGUGAAAGGGAGUUAGAGAGACACAAUUAACACGGAAAAUGAUCACUGAAUAUCACUUUAUACCAGUGAGCUUUAUCCAAGUGCGCACCAUCUUUCGGGGAAUAGUUGAUUCAAAACAUUCCAAAAAGGCGACUUUCAUUGCAGGAUGCAAUGCAAUGGAAGGAUUCUUUGAGGAGGGAAUUUUCUUCUAUUUUAUUUUUUCUUUAAAUACAAGUAACAAUUCCUCGAAAGUUAAUUUUGUGGAUGUGACAGAGAAAUUUUCACUGGAAAAAUGACGUGAUUUUGUGGUGAUGGCAAUUUUUAACACGAAUUAACUUGGAAAAGAAAGGUUUUCCACACACAAUUUCACCCACCUUCUAUUUCCUCUCUCUCUCGCGGAAAAUUAAAGAAAAAUAAAACACAUUUAGAGAGAGGAAUUAAUGCUUAAAGGACAAAAAAAAAGAAAAAUUCCAGUCAUUGGACUGCAUGUUAAAAAAGUUGCUCUAAGACUUUUUUUGUUUUUCUCAAGUGUCACCAAAUUUUAAUUUUGAAAAAAAAAUGGAAACAAAGGAGAAAAAUUGUGUCAGACAUGAGGAAUUUACUGAAGAAUCUUCCUAAAAGAAUUAACACAAAAAAAAACUUUAUAACAAAAAGAAAACCAGAGAGAGUGAAAUACAAAUGAAAAAAAGUUAAAAAAAAAUAAUAAAGAAUUGAAUCUAUUUAUUGCAAAAAAAAAAGAGGAAAAAGAUACUUUAUUUUUUGUUGACACUAAAAGAAGAAAUAUUUUAUGAUAAAAGAAAUUAUUGUGUAUAGAGAGAGAUUAAAAAAAAAUUGAAGAGUGAAAGAUAUAGAGAAAAAAAUACUGAGAUCUCGAAACUAUAUUAAAGAAAAAUUAAAAGAAAAACAUUGAAUAAUGUUAUUAAAAUAUUUGUUGUAAUUUCUCAAAUUUAUUUUCAAAUUGUCGAAUAUUUAACUUAAAAAAAGGACACAGAAAGCCAGAAUUGUGUCAAAAGGACAAAUUGAAAAAUUAUUUUUUAAGAAUUUUUCUAAAAAGAAACAAAAUAGCAUCUAAUAAAAAAUAUAAUUUCCAUUUUCUUCCUGUUUGUAGUUAAACGCAAAAAAAAGUGAAAAAAACCACGAAAUCUACUCAAAAAAAAAAUGAAUUAAUUCAAUCUCAAAUGAAAAAAGAAAUUCAUUACGCUUAGAAAUCGUUGAAAAGAGAGUUUGAAAAAAAAGAAUAAACAAGGUAAAAUGAAAGUGAAUAACGUCCCACAGAAUAUAUUUGAUAAAAACAAGAAAAAAAAGAAUAAUUUAUUAAAUAUAAUUUUUUUGUAGUAAGAAAAAGAAUAAUUUUACCUUUUUUUUGCUCUUUUUCUAUUUAUCAAUUAAUUAAAGUAUAAAUUGCAAUUAUUUUUAAGGAAAAUCUUUUUGAAGAGGUUAAAAAACCAAAAAUUUUUUAAGAAAAUUAAAAAAAAAACCAUUAACUUGACACUUUGUAUUGUUAAUAAAAUGUAAUUUAUAAACACUGUAAUGAUAAAAUUACGUUUUAUGUAUGGUAUUUUACCAAAAAAAAAAAAAUUUAAGAAAAAAAAGAUCAUCAAGAGAGAUUGCACAAAAAUAGAGAAAGCAAAUAUAGAAAAGGGAAAAUAAGAUUCCAACCAUCAGAAAAAAAACCAACAAACCAAGCAAAAAAAAGCGUCGAAAAAGAGUGGACAAUGAAGCAAAACCAAAUGAGAUACCCAAUUUUUAGCGAAAAAGAAUCAAUUCAAUCAAAUUGUUCAAAUACAAGUCAUUAAAAAAAAAUAAACUAGUGAAAAAAAACUGUCAUAGGAUAGAGGAAAUGGAGAUAAAAAAGAAGUCGUACAUUUAAAUAAUGUAAUUCAUGUUUGAUUGCACUUUAAGAAAAACAAAAAUUACUGUAAAAGGAACAAAAUAUAAUAUUAAAAUUAAAGAAAAAAAAUAGUGAAAUCUACCCCCAACUCCAAAGAAAAAAAAAGUGAAGAAACCGAAGAAAAAAACUGUAUAUUUAAAUAGGAAAAUGUAUAAAAAGGAUUAUUUCCAUAGCAAGACAAACAAACUCCUUAAAACUAUUUCAAUCUGCUGAGGAAUUUCGUUAAGGAUUAGCAUUUUGAAGGGAGUUCAGCCAAUUGGAAGCAAGUAAUCUUCCGCCAUGAUGGAACUACUUGGUUCUUAUUGGCUGAGACGUAUUCCCCUGCAACUAGUUGUUUGAAACUUUGGAUUUCAGUCUAGUAUGAUACUUGGCGAAGGAUUCUAUGCUGUUUAAAUGUAAUGGAUUAUCAAGUAACGAUCUUUCUUUGAUAACUUAUUGCAUUUAGCAAUGUUGGAACCUUCAUAUUCGUCUCAUAAUCCAGAAAAAAGAACCAUUAGUUUCAUGUAGUUGCACGAAACUGAACGAAAAUUUGAUUAUGAUUGCAAUGAGACUCGUAGAAGAUUUUGUGAAAUUUCAAAUGUGAUAACUUAUCGCAUUUAUCAAUGUUGGAAGCUUCAUAUUCGUCUCAAAAUCCAAGAAACCAUCAGUUUCAUGAAGAUGCAUUUUGAAUGAACUUCAGCCAAUUGGAAGCAAGUGAUCUUCCGCCAUGUUGGAACUACUUGGUUCCUAUUAGCUGAGGCGUAUUCCCCUGCAACUAGUUGCAUGAAACUUAACGAAAAUUUGGAUUUCAGUCCAAUAUGACACUGGUGAAGCAUUCUAUGCAGUUUAAAUGUGAUGGCUUAUCAAGUAACGAUCUUUCUUUGAUAAUUUAUUGCAUUUAGCAAUGUUGGAACCUUCAUAUUCGUCUCAUAAUCCAGAAAAAAACCAUCAGUUUCAUGUAAUAGGACGAAACUGAACGAAAAUUUGAUUAUGAUUGCAAUGAGACUCGUAGAAGAUUCUAUGAAGUUUCAAAUGAGAUAAUUUAUCACAUUUAGCAAUGUUGGAACCUUCAUCUUCGUCUCAAAAUCCAAGAAACCAUCAGUUUCAUGAAGAUGCAUUUUGAAUGAACUUCAGCCAAUCUGAAUCCAAGGAUCUUCCGCCAUGUUGGAACUACUUGGUUCCUAUUGGCUGAGGCGUAUUUCACUGCAACUAUUUGUAUGAAACUUAACGAAAAUUUGGGUUUCAGUCCAAUAUGAGAUUGAUAGAGGAUUCUGUUAGGGUUUAAAUGUAAUGGCUUAUCAAGUAACGAUCUUUCUUUGGUAAUUUAUUGCAUUUAGCAAUGUUUGAACCUUCAUCUUCUCAGAAUGGACGAAAACAGCCAGUUUCAUAUCGUUAAGUUGCAUUUUGAACAGACUCCAGCAAAUUGGAGGCCAAGGACCUUCCGCCGUGUUGGAAGUACUUGUUUCCUAUUGCGUGAUGUGUUUUACGAUAAGACAAAUUGCAAGAAACUUAACGAAAAUUUGGAUAUGAAACCAAUUAAAUUGAUGGAAGACUUCAAUCCAAUAUGACACUGGUGGAAGAUUCUAUCAAGUUUUAAAUGUGGUAGCUUAUCAACUAACGAUCUUUCUUUGAUAACAUCGCAUUUAGCAAUGUUGGAACCUUUAUCUUCGUCUCAAAAUCAAAGAAAACAUCAAUAUCAUGUGGAAUAUGAUUGCAAUGAGACUCGUAGAAAUUUCUAUGAAGCUUUCAAUGUGAUAGCUUAUCAAGAAAUGAUGUUUCUUUGAUAAUUUAUCGCAUUUAGCAAUGUUUCAAUCUUCAUCUUCGUCUCAGAAUGGACGAAAACAGCCAGUUUCAGAUCGUUAAGUUGCAUAUUGCAAAGACUCCAGCAAAUUUGAGGCCAAGGACCUUCCGCCAUAUUGGAAAUUCUAAUUUUUUUAUUGGCUGAUGCGUUUUGCUAUGAAACUAAUUGCGGGAAACUUAACGAAAAUUUGGAUAUGAAACCCAAUGAUACUGCUGGAAAAUUUCAAUCCAAUAUGAGAGUGGUGGAAGAUUCUUUGAAAUUUUAAAUAUGAUAGCUUAUCAAGAAAUGAUGUUUCUUUGAAUAUUUAUCGCAGUUAGAAAUGCUUGAACCUUCAUCUUCGUCUCAGAAUUGACGAAAACAGCAAGUUUCAUUUCGUUAAGUUGCAUUUUGAACAAAGUUCAGCCCAUCAGAAGUUAAUAACCUUCAGCCAUGUUGGAACUAUUUGGUUCUCAAUGCCCGAUGCGUUGGAUUUCAGUCCAAAUUUGGAUUUCAUUCCAAUAUGAGACUGGCAAAGUAUUCUGUGAAGUCUUAAAAUUGAUACCUUAUCAACAAACAAUUUUUCUUUGAUAACUUAUCGCAUUUAGCGAUGUUUCAUGUACUCAAAAAUUUCAUGUAGCCCAGUUGCAUUUUGAACAAACUUCAAUUGGAAGCCAAAGACCUUAACGAAAAAUUAUAUUUGGAUCCAAUGAAACUGGAGGAAGAUUCUAUGAAGUUUUAAAUGUGAUAGCUUAUCAACUAUCGGUUUUUCUUUGAUAAAUUACCGCAUUUAGCAACGCUGGAAACUUCAUCUUUGUUUCAAAAUCUGAGAAAACAUUUCUUGUAGUUGCCCAAAACUGAUAGAAAAUUUGGAAAUGGAACCAUUGAAAAUUAUGGAUGCAAUGAUGUUUCUUUGAUAAUUUAUCGCAUUUAGCAAUGUUGGAACCUUCAUCUUUGUCUCAGAAUGGACGUAAACAGCCAGUUUCAUAUCGUUAAGUUGCAUAUUGAACAGACUCCAGCAAAUUAGAGGCCAAGGACCUUCCGCCGUGUUGGGAGUACUUGUUUCCUAUUGCGUGAUGUGUUUUGCCAUAAAACUAAUUGCGGGAAACUUAACGAAAAUUUGGAUAUGAAACCAAUGAAACAGAUGAAAGAUUUUAAUCGAAUAUGAGACUGGUGGAAGAUUCUAUCAAGUUUUAAAUGUGAUAGCCUAUCAACUAACGAUCUUUCUUUCAUAACUUAUCGCAUUUAGCAAUGUUGGAACCUUCAUCUUCGUCUCAGAAUUUACGAAAACUUCAUGUCGUUAAGUUCAACAAUUUGGAAACCAAAGACCUUCCGCCAUGUUGAAACUGCUUGAUUCCUAUUGGCUGAUGCGUAUUCCCCUGCAACUAGUUCCAUGAAACUGAACGAAAAUUUAGUUUUCAGUGAAACUAAUGAAGAAUUGACGAAAAGAUCGAAUUCCAUGAAGUUGCAGGCAACUUUCAAAUGCAACCUCCUCAAAAUUCCUUUGCUAAAGAGAAUAUUUAAAGAAAAAGAACUAAUCCAUUCUAGCCAGAAAGUAAAUAGUAAAUUAAAAAAAAAAGAAAUUAGGUAACACAAGAAUUUUUAUGAUGAACCAUCUCUUUUUCGUUGAAAGCAUUUUUUAUACUCAAAAUGAAGAAAGAAAUGAAACACCGAUAAGUGAAAAAUAAUGAAACUUUUUCUAUAUUUGAGGAAUAAUUUUUUGAACUAUUGUUUUUAAUAUAAAAACCUUCAGUAUUUUCAAUAGAAAAGCAAAAAAAAAAACUAAAACAUAAAAUACAAAACACGAUUGAGGACAGAGUGAAAGAAUUUUAAUGCGAAGGUAAACUUCAAAUGAAAAAAAAGGGUAUUAGAGAGUUUGCAGAGAAGAUUGAAGAAAAAAAACGACCAAAAAUGUUUUUAAUACACUAUAGUGUUUAUAAGUAAAAAAAAAUGGAACCUUUAAAAGUGAAUUUAUUGAUAUAAUACCUCAAAGAAAAACAACCAACUCAACUGAGACGAAUUCUGUGAGGAAGUUUCCCUGCAUUUAAUGCAAGUUUUUUUUUCAUUCAAAUUACUUUUUCUUUUUGAUAAAAUAAAAAUUGAUAAUGUGAAAAUUGCUAUUAAAAAAAAGGAUGAAAUGUUAUGAGAACGUUUAUUGAUCGUGCGGAAAAGUUGCCAAAAUUAAAUUAAUAUUAAAAAAAAACUUGAAGAAGAUUUGCUGUGAAAAGGAAAAUUCUGCUAAAAAUAUUUGUAAGGAUUGAAGGAUUUAUGGAGUGUUGGGAAAGUAUUUUAAAAGUGAAUUUAAAAAAAAAAUAUGUACCAUUGAGGAUUUGCAGUUACUGGGGCACGAAAAUAUAACGUUCUCUAAUUCAUCCUUCAAGGGACAGUUCAAGCAAAGAUAUUAAGGUAAUUUGAUGUGGCUUCCCUGAAGAGAACCUUCUCUUCGGGUGACAAAACUCACAAAUCCUGGGAUGAUCACUGAAUGGGAGUAUUACCAUCAGCCACAAGAGAAAUGAGUGAAAUCCCAGGAUAUCCACUGACUCCCGGACGAUCAAUGUCACAUAAACCAAAGCAGAUCCUAAUGAUUCUUUUUGGUGAGGAGUUUCUUGAGAGAUUCCUGGGGCACAUUGAGUGUUCAUUUGAGGUGAAUGGACAGAAGAAUUUGUGGCUCAGUAAUUUAGAUUGAAGACUCCUUCCAAUUUAAGGAUCAUUGGGACAUAUUUCUCCCUUGAAAUUUCAUUUGAGUUAGUUCUUCCAGAAUCACUUUCCCCUGCGAGAUCGCUUCCAGAGUCAGUGGAGACUUCUCCCAAAAAUGUUAAAUCUCAUCUUAAAUGCAUUUAAAACCCUGAGUUUGCUAAUCAUCCUCCUGGGCAAGAGGGAGACAUCCCAAUUGCCCCGGAGAUUCAUUACUAUCUCCUGAAUAUUUGCCACACUCGUGUUCCCGGAAUAUCACGAGGAAUUUGCUAUUGGGCAAGAAUCAUCCCAAGAGGCUUACAACCCGGACUUACGUAGGGGCUCAAUGAGACACACUGGAUUCCGGGCGUAUCCGUUCAUUCGCUCAGGCAAGGAUUAUGCCCCAGUGGAUUCAUCUCCCUGCCAAAUGCCAUCCUGCAGGAAACUCAACAUCUCCAGCAAAAAAUGCCACUGGGGUGGGGCUUAAUUUAGGUGAUAUCACCUAACAAUCCUCGCUCUAUCGACCGAUUUUGUAUCGAAUCCUUAAUCAUUACCCAAAUUUUAUAAUAAAUAAAUAAAAAAAACUACCCAAAACUUAAUGAUAAGCCCUUUUCCAAUUUUAGGGAUCUUCUUUGAUACAGGAGCGCGAUAUUGACACCAAUGUGUCUCAUAUACAUUUGUCCGGGUUGUGAUCACAAAUCCCCCUUUUCCCCCUUUAACCAAAAAACAAACAAACAAACACCUUUCGCGCCAAAAUCCUUCGACAAACCUCCAGAAAUCCAACAAUAAAAAUCUCAAGAAGGAAAGGCUCGAAGAUCUUAUCAUCUAUCUCAUCCACCUAUCCCCCCCCCCCCCCCUUCAAACAAAAAAUCCCCAAGAAAACAGCAAACACUUAGACAAAAAGAAUUUAAAAAAAAACCUUUGCUGAACGACCAUUUGAAUUAAAUUGAAGGAUUUUGAGGCAAAAGACGAGAGAGAGAGAGAAAA